AUGCAACAGCUUUUGUGCGCGGCCCUAGUGCUGGGGGCGAUUGUGCCUUUCGCUUCUUCCAAAGUGUGCACAUUAGAUAAUGGUGAUGGCGUGUCGGAAACUGUACAGAAUGACGCGCUCGGUGUAAUAAAUCAGUAUCGUGCGACGUUAUCCAGUGGAGGACAGGAUAACGGAACCAGUGGAGAGAAGCUACCGACGCCAAAGGAGAAACUAGCUGACGUGACCUGGCAGUGUGAUCUGGAAAACGAAGCAACAACAGCAAUAGUUGAUUGUACGGCAGAAGAACCCAGUAAACCAACUGAUAAAACUGCUUUCUUCUUUAAAACUACGGAGGACUAUCCAAAUAUCAUACUUCCCUUCACCACCUGGCUAUCAUGUAGUGGCACAGCAGGCUUUGAAGAGAGCGCUGUCGAUAAUGGAGUGAUGACAUAUGUACCCAUAGGGAAUACUUUGCGCGAAUACGCAAACCUUAUGCGAAGUGAUUUAACCGAGAUUGGUUGUGUUGAGAAGCACUGUGACGAUCAGACAACGUAUAUCGUAUAUUGUCUUACAGCGGUAACGGAGUUGCAACAAUCAGAUAAGAUUUACGAGAUCCUUCAAACGACGACGGGCGGAACAACAACAACAACAACAGCGCCAGCUACGACUACAUCUGCAUCCGCAACGACUACAGCAGCAGAAGAAGCUACUACAACAGCUUCAGAGUCUGCUGCCUCGACGACGACUACGGCGGCGGGGACAACUGCCGGGGAAACCACAACAACAGCAACGAAGGGGACCGGGACCACUUCUUGUAUCCCAAGACGCAAAGCUACAACUGCAGUCGGACCCGGACCAGGACCGCAACCACAGGCUGCGUUCCCUUCACCUUCAGCGGGGACUUGUGUGACGUUUCGCUGUUUUGUGUAUAUGCCAGCAACCAACAUUCUCUCUCUUUUCCUACAAGUAGAAUCAAUUGCAUCGAGCCUUCAGUGCGAGCUUUGUCAAUUUUUUCCUUUUCCCCAUUCCAAUCAACGAAAAAGAAAGCAUUCUUGGAUAGAUGGAGCGAACGAUAGAUGCCCACAAAAUACCAGAAUGUACGAUGAGCUUAGAUUCAAGUUCUUGGAUAUGCACAAUUAUCGGAGAGCUCAAUUGGCAUCGGGGAAUGUUGCCAAACGGAACGGCAACUACCUGCCUCAAUCCUCUGACAUGCAAAGAAUGAGAUAUGAUUGUGCUUUGGAGAAUGACGUCGCCGAGUAUUUGAGUUCAUGCCCAUCAAGCAAAUCCGCUGAAUCCUCGCGACCUAAUGUUGGCGAGAAUUUUAUCCGCAUUCCUGAAGAAGCUACGUAUUUGGCUGCAACUGAGAAGGCUGUUACAUCUUGGUGGAAAGUGAUACGUUCUGAAGAAGGUCCUGGUAUGCAAGUGUAUUUUAGGCAAAAGCACGUGGGUACUCCGAUAGAAUCUUUUACACAGAUGGGAUGGUCCACAUCUCGCAAGCUUGGUUGUGCCGUUGCAAAAUGCGGCGGGGAGCAUGUCGCAGCUUGUCGAUAUUCUCCCAGAGGUAAUUUUGUGGAGCAAGUCAUCUACAAGAAGGGAACUCCUUGCACGGGUUGUGCAUCUGGUUCCUGGUGCACGGAAGAAUCACUUUGCACUCUAUCAUAAGUGGAGAGAUCAGGACUUGCGAGGA
Messenger RNA from Cylicocyclus nassatus, 1666 nucleotides. The record is from the annotation of a GenBank genome assembly. NCBI's taxonomy places the organism in Eukaryota, Metazoa, Nematoda, Chromadorea, Rhabditida, Strongylidae.